AUGGCUGAAAUGAGAGCCGAUUGCCAACAAAUGAAAGCUGACUCCCAAUUGCUUUACUCUCACUCUCAAUCCAUUGCCAAGAUGGAAACCCAAGUGGGUCAACUAGCUAAUGCUCUUAACCAUCGGGAUGAGGGUAAAUUACCGAGUCAGCCAGUGGCUAACCCACGAGGGAUGCACCAUAUUGACAAUUCGCAAGGUCACGAACAAGCAAAAUUAGUUGUCACCCUCAGAAAUGGGAGAGAUGUAGAGACACGACCGGAGAAGGUCAAAGCGAAGGAGAAAGUGUCUCCACCUGUCGCUGAGAGGUCUAAGGUUGAUAAGAGGUCUAACGAGAAGGAGACCGAUCCAGUGUCCACAGUUGUUCCAAGGUCAUCUGAGACUCCAUCGUAUAUUCCUAAGGCACCUUUCCCAAUUUGCCUAAAUGCACCUUCACCCUUUCGCAAGAAGGGAGUAUCCACUGAUAAUAUCAUGGAGGUGUUCAAGCAAGUUAAGAUGAACAUCCCAUUGCUCGAUGCCAUUGAGCAAAUCCCAUCUUAUGCCAAGUUCCUCAAGGACUUGUGCACUCACAAGCGGAAGGCUCGAGCCAGGUUUUUAGAGCCCAUUCCUAUUCCUCACCAAGUUAGCUCUGUUCUUCAAUCUAACACUGCCCCCAAGCUUGUUGAUCCUAGUGUGCCCACAAUCUCUUGUGUCAUAGGCAAUCACUUUAUUAGUAGGGCACUCUUAGAUUUAGGGGCAAGUGUCAAUCUUUUACCGUACUCUGUGUACGAAGAGUUGGGGCUUGGUGAGUUGAAGCCUACAUCGGUUACUCUACAGUUGGCCGAUCGUUCUGUGAAAGCCCCACGGGGCAUGUUAGAGGAUGUCCUCGUCAAGGUGAAUAAUUUCUACUUUCCUGUUGAUUUCAUUGUCCUUGACACAGAGCCAGUCCACCCCACAGCCCUUAAAUCUCAAACACUUGUCAUCUUGGGUCGUCCUUUUCUAGCCACGGCCAAUGCAUAA
Rhododendron vialii is the source of this 996-nucleotide messenger RNA. RefSeq lists its product as uncharacterized. Bases 1 to 996 code for a protein of 331 amino acids. NCBI's taxonomy places the organism in Eukaryota, Viridiplantae, Streptophyta, Magnoliopsida, Ericales, Ericaceae. The record is from RefSeq and is a predicted model, not a curated record. The transcript has a single exon.